Molecule: messenger RNA, 1557 nt
Organism: Paraglomus brasilianum
Lineage: Eukaryota; Fungi; Glomeromycota; Glomeromycetes; Paraglomerales; Paraglomeraceae
Source: the annotation of a GenBank genome assembly
AUGAUAAACGUGGGGCGAGUUACUCAAAAGACCUUGUUCCUUCUUAUCAUUGUUUUGUUCCUUGGCAUACUUCUUUUGUUGUUUGACGUGUCUGACUGGACAACAGAUGACUGGACAACAGAUGGACAUCCGACUUUGGAAGAAAGCAAGUCAAAAUGUCGAGGGGAAGGUCGUGCGGUGAUCUGCGAGUACACCAAUUUUUGUGUUGAUAGCAAACGUGGAGCAUACAUCGUAAAUCGAAAUGACAUAUCGAAGCCUGCAAACGUUAUGAAUGCAGAUGAAUCGGCAGAUGGCCUUUGGAAACCAGAAGUAAAAUCUAGCUAUCCAUGGAAAGUACAAUAUAUAAACGAAACACUAUUUGUAUACGGCCUGUAUUCACCCUUUCAUUUCUCGCACUGGAUGUUCAAUGGGUUGUUACCGUUAUACAGCGUAAUGCGAUCGUAUAAUGCCACACGAGACGCAUGGCUUUUGCGUGUUCACAUGGUCAAUCACCAGCGGCAUAGAACGUUCCCCGAAGAUAUCUCGUUUCUUACCGACGGAAAAGAUAUAGUGUUCAAUAGAGCUGAUAUAUUGACAGACAUGCAAGUUGUGCCUUCAACAACUUCUAUUUGCUUCGCCAAGGCUGUCGUUGGUGCUGGAAAUCGAUGCAGCUUAAACUAUUGUGAGAACAAUAUCCCAACAGAACAUUACCAACAAUUACGGAAGGAUAUUUUCUCUUAUUACAUCCACAAUGGUCAAUGGGAACGAUACAUACAACAGAAUCACAAAGAUGAACGUGAGCUUGCUUGUCUCGAUACCACGAAAAUAUAUACUCCCACCUUUAGCAACGAUACGACAGUCAUCAUUGCUAUACUGCAACGAUACCACAGUCGACACAUAUUGAAUGCUGACAAAUUGAUUGAUGCGUUAGUGAAGCAAAACUAUAUAGUCAAGUUUUUGAAUUUCGAUGUUGGGUGUUCUCUCCCGGCGACCGCAAAGCUUUUGGAAGACGUAGACAUUCUCAUCACGCCUCAUGGCAAUGGACUUGGGGAUGGCAUUUUUAUGGCCCCAAAAACAACAGUAAUAAGCAUCGACUCUCGGUUCUAUUCCGAACCAUGGUUUGCCCAUAUUCAUACAGCAGCCGGACGGCGAUUCUACAAUUUCCAGUGUGACUCGAGUGACUGUCAAGUAGCAGACUUUGAGACGGCUAAAAAUCAGUUACAAGUGGAUGGCGUCGAGAUGUCAUAUUACGAGUUGAUGGAAUAUCUUGGUCCAGAGUAUCCAUAUCGACUCAUCGACAAGUACUAUCUCGGGAAAGGCAAAUGGGGUUAUUCCGGAUACGCAAAGGAGGCAAUGAGACGUGUAGAUGUGGAAAAGCUGGUGAAAUUUGUGAAAGAAAUUGUUGACGAAUGGCCGAUGGUGCAGAAAAAGUCGUUUGUUGAACUCUGUGAGAUGGGCAAAUGCUGCGGACCAGACUGUGGUGUUGCUUUGAAGAGAAAUGUAUUCGGAAAAGGAAAUGCUUGGGGUGGAGUAGAACGCCCAAUAGACGCUGAAGCAGCUAAUUGGAAAGCUGGGUAA